Molecule: messenger RNA, 1884 nt
Organism: Drosophila montana
Lineage: Eukaryota; Metazoa; Arthropoda; Insecta; Diptera; Drosophilidae
Product: angiomotin
Exons: 4
Coding region: 373-1536 (387 amino acids)
Biological process (GO): positive regulation of transcription by RNA polymerase II; positive regulation of Rho protein signal transduction
Cellular component (GO): sarcomere
Molecular function (GO): actin binding
Source: RefSeq, a predicted model, not a curated record
GGUUUUUUUUUCAAAUAUAUAUAUAUAUAUAAAUAUAUAUAUAUAUAGGUUUUGUAUAAAAUAUAAAUACAUACAUAUACCCAAGUCCAAGUGCAUUUGCAUUGAAGUGAGAUACGUAGUGUAAAACCAAAAGGAAUUCCAUAAAACAAACCGAACAAGCGGAGCAUACUACAAACAAACAACAACAGCAACAGAUAAAUCUGUUAAAAAUACCCCAAAGACGACUGUGGCAAUAAACUAGCCCGAGUUUCAACAAAUAGAGACCAACUGUGACACGUGAGUCUUUCUGGGGCCCAUCGUCAAUUCCAGCGAACGCUUUUCUAAGUUACUUUUACAACUGCAAAACUGCAACAACCAAAUCCCAAUAACAAAAUGGCCGAUGUAUCGCAUGAGUUGGGCGCCCUGCGCUUUGUAGUGGAAUCGCCGCUGUCAUCGAAGGUGGCCAUGUUCAACAAUCAGGCGACACAGCAUAAGCAGUCGCAGUUAUUGAACCCAUUCUCGCACGAUGGACGCGCCUCAUCGCCGAAGCCAACUUUCUCCAAGGAUCAGUAUGGCAAGCCGCUGGCCGGCAGCCUGACAGAGAUGCGUGGCCAAAAGGCCAAUAUGCAUGUGAUGAAGGAAAUGCUCGAGCUGUGCCAGAUCAUUGACUCCGAGGGAUAUACGGUUAAGGAUGAGCCAAGCAUGCGCGUCAUACCCUUUGGCGAGUUGUUCAACAUUUACAACUACAUUUCGGACAAAGUUGUCGGCAUUCUGUUGCGCGCGCGCAAACACAAGCUUCUGGACUUCGAGGGCGAAAUGCUGUAUCAGCGUCGCGACGACGAUGUGCCCAUCUUUCUGUUGAGGCCCAUUGUUGAAAUACGACGGGAGCUCAAUGCCAAGGUUGAGGAGAUUAAACGUGGCGCAAGUCCAGCGCCCCAGUCGACGUCUGUGAUGCUUGACAAAAGUGCUCACGAGCAAAAACUGAAGGUGCAGGCGGAUCAGCGCAGUGCAUCCAAAUCGCGCACACCUUCACCAGGAUUGAAAUCGAAAUCAAAGUCCAAGUCACCAUCGCCAGCCGUACAAGAUAAUCCGGAGGCAUUAACAGCAUUGCCACCCAUAGCGGGUAAGCCGGGAGCAGCAGCAACUGUUGCUAGCGAGGCACCUACUGCAGCUCCAGUCGCAGCAGCAGCAGCAGCAGCUACUGGAACGCCAGUCGCAGCUGGGGUGCCUUCAGUUGUCAUUGAUCAGCCACCUGUGGAAGCAGCCGACGCGGCAGAAGUAACACCAGCAGCUACAACGGAGCAGACGAAGCCGGCAAGUGUAUCCCAAACGGAAGCAGUGCCUGCUCCCGCCGAUGCAGACGCUCCAUCUGAGGCGGCUGCUGCUGCUGCAAUACCAGUUGCGGCCGAGGACAAAGCCAGCCCAGCUGAGGCUGUUGCACCGACACAACCUGUUAAUGAAUUGCCCACAAUUGUUAUUGAAGCCAGCGCCACAUUUGUGCGCACAGUCAGCGUGGAGCAGCUGCCGGAGCAGGUGCCAACUGCCGAAAGUGUCUAAAAUGGCUAAAAAAAAAAGAAAAAAGAAGCCUAAGCAGGACUUUGAGAAGGUUUUGAAAGCACUCGCAACUACUAAAGCGGCAGCUUUAAAUUGCAGUAAUCUAGUUUAAAGCAUAGUUUAACUUAUAAUUAGUGUUAACAGCACUGAAGACACUGAAAAGAAAAGAGAGAGAGAGAGAGAGCAACUAAUUAUAAUUGAAUAAUGGACGUAAACAUAUGAAUAUAUAAAGUAAAUGUAAUACGUAUAGACACAGUAUUAUAUAAAACUCAUACUUCUUAAUGCAUGGUUAUUAUAUAAUAUGUUGUAGUAGUUUAAUAACUAUAUAAAUAAACAUUUUUAAAUUCAAAA